Molecule: messenger RNA, 1321 nt
Organism: Daucus carota subsp. sativus
Lineage: Eukaryota; Viridiplantae; Streptophyta; Magnoliopsida; Apiales; Apiaceae
Product: 26S proteasome regulatory subunit RPN13
Exons: 14
Coding region: 196-1131 (311 amino acids)
Cellular component (GO): cytoplasm; nucleus; proteasome regulatory particle, lid subcomplex
Molecular function (GO): proteasome binding; endopeptidase activator activity
Source: RefSeq, a predicted model, not a curated record
CCAAUAAGAGAAACCAAAUCAGAGCUCUAAAGCCCUAAACACAAAACAUCCUAAAACACACAUGCUAAUUGCAGCUUGUCUCAAUUAUACACAAACUCUUUCUGUACUUCUAUCAAUAACGAACACACACAAUCCCAAUCACUCUAUUAGAUACACACAUAGCUCCAAAAGGGUUUUAGAAUAAAAGAUUGAAAUAUGAGUUCGUCUACUGUUGAUGAAUUACCAGCGAUUCAGGAACCUUUUCUGGAAUUUCGCGCUGGCAAAAUGCGUCUGGAAGGAAAACGAGUGGUCCCUGAUCUGCGUAAAGGGCUUGUUCGUAUAGGAAGGGGGGAAGAAGGUUUAAUUCAUUUCCAAUGGCUUGAUCGGAGCAAUAAUGCUAUUGAAGAUGAUCAGAUUAUAUUUCCUGAUGAGGGCAUUUUUGAAAAGGUUAACCAGUCAGCUGAAAGAGUUUACAUCUUGAAGUUUCAGACAGACGAUAGAAAGUUUUUCUUCUGGAUGCAGGAGCCUGAUUCUGAUAAUGACAUGCAAUUAUGUAGCGCGGUCAACCUCUACAUCAACCAGCCUAUGGAGUUCCCUGGUGACGAAGAACUCAAUGCUUCUGCUCCUCCCCAAAAUUCUGAAGACAUGACCGAAGAAGAUGUUUCAUCAAGGGCAGGAAAUUUGGUUGGCCCAAGCAUGGGGGCAGAAUUAACAAGUGAUGUGACCUCUUCAGGGCCUGUGAAACUGGUAGAUCUGCAAAGAAUAUUAAGUAACAUUGGCUCAACAGAUGUAGCCGGAGAUCUGGAUGCAGGCUUGGGAUUAGGGGAUAUAUUAAAGCCUGAGUUAAUAUUGCCGUUGAUUGACACAUUAUCACUGGAGCAAGGGCUGGCGACAUACUUACCCGAGGGUCAAUGGUCUCCUGAAGAUUUGAUGGAAAUUUUACAAAGCCCUCCUUUCCGCCAACAAGUAGAUUCAUUUACUUAUGUGCUUCGAACAGGACAGAUUGAUCUUACUCAGUUUGGAAUUGAUCCAAGUAAAUAUAAAUUCACUGUUUUAUCUUUCCUGGAGGCGCUUGAAGAUUCGGUUUUGAAUACAUCGGAGUCAACUUCAAAGAAAGAUAGCAAGAAUGAUCCUAUGGAUGAAGACCAAUAAUAGUAGCCAACCUUCCAUUCAGAUAGUCGUGAAUUAUGAUUUAUUUCUUACGGUGCUCUUGUUACAUUAUAUUAUUGUGUAAGAAAGGCAUUGUGUUUCCCUUUGUGAUGAUGCAUGCACGAUAGACCGGGAACGUAUGUUAAAGACGUAUAAAUCAGAACUGUCCCGUCUUUUGGGGUUUUUUUUCCUA